Molecule: messenger RNA, 810 nt
Organism: Strongyloides ratti
Lineage: Eukaryota; Metazoa; Nematoda; Chromadorea; Rhabditida; Strongyloididae
Product: 7TM GPCR, serpentine receptor class ab (Srab) family-containing protein
Exons: 2
Coding region: 1-810 (269 amino acids)
Source: RefSeq, a predicted model, not a curated record
AUGUUUUCACUGAUAAAUAAUGGUAUAUUACGGUUUGCAUAUGAUGAUGAUGAUAAAAUUAAGACAAGUUAUUAUAUAAUAAGAUAUAUACAAAAUUAUUCAAAUAAUUUGAUACGCUUUUCUAUAUGGUUUUUAAUAAUUGAAAGAAUUCUUGCAACUAAAAAAAGAAAAACAUAUGAAAAAAAUAAAAAUAUAUUAGUUAUUAUAGCCUUAUUAACAUUGGAUUUUUCAUUUGCUGGAAUAUUUACCAAUCUACGAAAUAUAAUAUCAAUUAUAAAUCAAAAUUUUCAUCAAUUUCUUUUUGUUAUUGAUGUUCCUCUUAUUAUAUCACUUAUCAUUCUUAGAUAUAUUAAUCGAUCAAUACGACGUCACGAAAAUUCAGUUAUAUUAAAUUUAACAGAAAAAUAUCAGAUUAUUGAAAAUGUAAAAAGUAUAUCUAAAAUUAUACAUACAGUUUGUGCAUUUGUUUUAUUAUCUACCGUAGAUUUAUGUAUUUUUUCAAUAGUUGCAGAAGACUCAAUGAAUUAUCAAUUAAAAACAUUGAUAAAUUUUUUAGUAAAAAGUAUAGUUUAUUCAAUAAUUACCAUGCACCUAAUUUACACAACAUACAAAAGUGAUAAUAAAAAAAAUUAUGUCAAUAUCUUUUUUGAAAGAUUUUUUUGUAAACAAAAAAGAAAUAAAAUAUUUGUAUCUGGAGAUAAGUUACAACAAGUAAAUACACAUUCAGUUAAAAAUAUAGAUGGUUUAGAACUUGUCCAAACUGGAACACAAGAAAAUUAUUUUGCAUAUUUUGAAAAAGUUUGGAAAUAA